This is a messenger RNA of Dufourea novaeangliae, 1283 nucleotides long. Its product is annotated as group XV phospholipase A2-like. The transcript has 7 exons. The coding region runs from base 60 to 1283 and encodes 407 amino acids. Gene Ontology annotation, biological process: lipid metabolic process. The record is from RefSeq and is a predicted model, not a curated record. Lineage: Eukaryota; Metazoa; Arthropoda; Insecta; Hymenoptera; Halictidae.
UUAGGCUUUAUAUUUUCAAUGAGAUUCAAAGUCUGAUUUCUAGAAUCGUUUAAAGUACCAUGCACUUGAAUUUGUUUAUUUGUUUAAUUAUUUCUUCGUAUUGGGUUCCACCAGUGGAAUUGUGGCAUUUAAGAAAUACACAAAUAUCCCCAGUUAUAUUUGUUCCAGGCGAUGGUGGCAGUCAGGUCGAAGCAAAACUCAAUAAGACAACAGUAGUACAUUAUUUAUGUGAAAAGAUUUCCACUGAAUAUUUUAAUAUUUGGUUGAAUCUGGAAUUACUUGUGCCAAUUAUUAUAGACUGUUGGAUUGAUAACAUGAAAUUGAUUUAUGACAAUGUAACAAGAACAACAAGAAAUCAAGAUGGUGUUGAUAUACGUAUACCAGGCUGGGGUGAUCCAUUAGUUGUUGAAUAUUUGGAUCCAAGUAAAGCUUCUCCUGGAGUUUACUUCAAAGACAUUGGUAACAUGUUGCUUACUCAGCUUGGAUACAUUAGGAAUCAUUCUAUACGAGGUGCACCUUAUGAUUUUAGGAAAGCACCCAAUGAAAAUGAAGAAUUUUUCAAUAAAUUAAAGGAAUUAGUUGAGGAAACAUAUUAUACAAAUAAGCAGACUCCCGUAACAUUGAUAGCACACAGUAUGGGUGGACCAAUGACACUAAUAUUCUUACAACGUCAAAAUCAGAAAUGGAAAGAUACAUACAUCAGUUCCUUGAUCACUCUUUCAGCUGUUUGGGGUGGCAGUGUUAAGGCUCUUAAAGUUUUUGCUAUUGGGGACGAUUUAGGUGCAUAUCUUCUUCGUCAAAAUAUUCUCAAAGAUGAACAGAUAACUAGUCCUAGUUUAGGAUGGUUGUUACCAUCGAGAUUAUUUUGGAAAGAAACAGAAAUAUUGGUGCAAUCGGAGCAGAAAAACUAUACACUGUCCACUUUACGAGAUUAUUUAAUAGACAUAAACGUUCCAAAUGGAUGGGAAUUUCGAAAAGAUAACGAAAAAUAUCAAUUAAAUUUUACUCCUCCAGGAGUUGAAGUACAUUGUUUAUACGGAAGUGGAAUAGAUACAGUGGAAAGAUUAUAUUAUAAGCCUGGUGUGUCAAUAGAAGGUACUCCUCAAUUAAUUCCUGGAGAUGGUGAUGGUACUGUGAAUAUAAGAAGUUUGGAAGCUUGCAAACACUGGCAAGGUAAACAAAAGCACAAAAUUUAUUCUCAAGCCUUUUCUGGUGUAAAUCAUAUGGACAUUCUUAGAAAUACUAAUGUUUUAACUUACAUUGAAACUGUUUUGAAAGUAUGA